Camelina sativa (false flax) is the source of this 651-nucleotide messenger RNA. Lineage: Eukaryota; Viridiplantae; Streptophyta; Magnoliopsida; Brassicales; Brassicaceae. The record is from RefSeq and is a predicted model, not a curated record.
AUGGCCAUGCUUGGAGGACUUGCUUUAUGUGGCGCCACUGCCACAACAUGUUACCACUGGGGCCAUGAUAUCAAAGGAAAAGUUGAACAUUUUAACAGUAUUACCCGUGUGAUCGACUUAAAAUGGUUAGAUGAUUUGCUUAAAGAAAAAACCACGAAUCUCCUUGUUUUGGUAUCCGGAAGAGUUGCUUCUGCGGCACCUUUUAUAUGCAAAUUUAAUGGUCCUUUGGGUUUGGGUGUUGUUUUUGAGGAUAAGGUGAUCUGUGGGCACGCUCUUAAUGUUGGUACCUCCUUGACUUUUGUUGGUGAGGCUGUUAGAGACAAAGCUGGUAAUCUCAUGAUUCAAAAAUCCGAGGAACAGCGUUUAAUGGUCUUCAGUGAAGAGGGCUCCUUUGAUAAAAUGGUUGAAAACAUGAAGUCAGAUUCAGAGUUUUAUAUUUUCUACUCGAAGAUCUUUGGAACUAUUGCUGUGGCUAUAGUGGUCAUGUAUGGUGUGGAUUUUGUGAGAAAGGUUGUGUUACCAUACGUGCGGAAGAAGAGAGCAGAGAAUGCUGAAUCCGAUAGCGAAGAUGAUUUAUAGGCCUCUCUCUCUCUCUGGCUAAUAAAAAGUCUCAGGGAGAAGAAUCAGAGAACUAUAAUUGAUUUCGCAAGA